AUUUUCAAACAGUUCAAUGCGUAUUGUAACUGUUUGGCAGCGUAUUUAACCGCGCCGCGCGACGUUGCCAGUCCGCGUUACAACUAGGAGGUCCAUCCAGUUUUCGGUCACAAAAAGCAAAUGGCAGCCACGAUGGCUCUUCAAAACGGCGAGGAGAAUGCUACACGAGAACUGAACCUUGUUAUUUGAGAUUCAGAGUCUACUUGGGGGGGCACCACUGAUCAGGAAGCUAUGCUGAAGGAACGGGAAAGUUCGGAGGACUCGCCGGCCGCCCCGGACGAGUGUGCGGGGUGCGGGGGACGAAUUCAGGACAGAUAUUACCUUCUUGCUGUGGACCGCCAGUGGCACGGGGCUUGUCUCCGCUGCUGCGAAUGCCGACUGCCCCUCGAUACGGAAUUGACAUGCUUCUCACGAGACGGAAAUAUCUAUUGCAAGGAAGACUACUAUAGACUGUUCUGCGUAAAGCGCUGCGCUCGCUGCGGCAACGGAAUCACGGCCAACGAGCUUGUGAUGAGGGCUCGCGAGAUGGUCUACCACCUGACCUGCUUCACCUGCGUGGCCUGUGGGACCCUGCUGUCUAAGGGUGACGUCUUUGGAAUGAGGGAUGGCCUCGUGUACUGCAGACCACAUUACGAUAACGCGUGCUUGGACGACUACUGCGAAGACGAUAUGAGUGUUUAUAGGUGCCAAGAAUUACACAGUGAAGGAGACUCCCCAUCUCAAUUCUACUCAGGAGGGCCGAGCCCCAAAGGUCGUCCUAGGAAGAGAAAAUUGGCUCAAGGGUCCAUAGAAGACAUGCAGGUCCAGACUAUGAGGAUGGCUAGCACCGCUCUUGAGAUUCUCCACCGCGGUGACCUGUCGUCCUCGAUGGAGUCUCUUGCCUACGAGUCUUCCGUUGCGUCUCCUGGCAGCGUGUCCAGCCACUCCCAGCGCACCAAGCGGAUGAGGACCAGCUUCAAGCACCAUCAGCUGAGGACCAUGAAGUCGUACUUUGCUAUCAACCAAAACCCCGAUGCUAAGGACUUGAAGCAGUUGGCGCAGAAAACUGGGCUGUCGAAAAGAGUGCUACAGGUGUGGUUCCAGAAUGCCCGAGCAAAAUGGCGUCGGAACAUCAUGCGCCAAGAGUCAAAUGGAAACCCUGGCCAUUCUACCAACGGGGCGAUCGUGUCCAAUGGGGUCCCGCCACCUAAUGUUGGUCCCAGCACUAUGCUGCUCUCCGAACCCAUGCCAAUAGACGACAUGAGGGUGAACACCCCCCACCCACACCCUAUGACUUUCAGCGAGCUUUACUGACAUCCAGACUUCAAUGGCGGGUUCAAACAGGAAUGCCCGUAAACCAGCUAGGAUCCAACGUUGUUGGAGCGAUGUUCAUCACACGCUUGUAAAUCGGAUGUAGUGUUUUGGAACAUUUGUGUUGGGUGAAAAGUUGGUGCAACGUGCAUUGGCCAAAUGGUCAAAUGUUAUGGUAAAAUUGGUUAAAUGGUAAUUUCAGAAAAAGGUUGACUUCUUCUCUACUCUAAAUUGAUAAACAAAAUGAGUGUGUGAACUGGUUUUGUAUUGGUUGAAAACCAAUUCGGCUAUACUCGUAUUCAUUUGUGUAACUGAAACAAUGUUUGUAAUCAUAUUUCUAAAAAAGUAUAUUCAAAGUAAUUUUAAAACUAAACGAUCACAAAAAAUAAGCAAUAUUAAAAAUCUGUAGCUAAGUUUGGACUUGUAAACCCCAUUUUUGUACGUAGGCCUACUUUCUAGAAAAAAAUAUUUCAUAUAAAUGUAAAUGGUCGUAACUAAUGGUUAAAGGUAAUGUUUUUUUUGCGUCACAAAAAGGACGCCAAAAACAAAAAUAAAAUUAACUCUCACAGUCAAAAUUAAAAACAAUUAAUAAGAAUUUUAAAGAUAUUGUUUCUAUCGAGGUUUAUUUUAUGGGACAAAGUGCAAUGGAGCAGAAGCAAAAAAACAAAAUUAUUAUUUUACCAAAAUACAGUUGUAAUUUAUAAAAUAGAAAUCAAUAUCUGAAAUAGACAUCUCUUUGUUCUUCAUUACUUCUAAUUAGGUUUGUUUUUUAAUAAGAUCCUUUUUAGUUCCUACGUUUAUGGCAUUUUUAGAUUAUGUUUAUUAUUAUGUUAUUUUAUUAUUAAAAUACUAAACUAUAACUUUGUUCUUAAU
Ostrinia nubilalis (European corn borer) is the source of this 2163-nucleotide messenger RNA. It is a transcript of the gene ap, whose product is annotated as LIM/homeobox protein Lhx9-like. Bases 232 to 1293 code for a protein of 353 amino acids. Gene Ontology annotation, cellular component: nucleus. The transcript is spliced from 7 exons. The record is from RefSeq and is a predicted model, not a curated record. Gene Ontology annotation, biological process: regulation of transcription by RNA polymerase II; neuron differentiation. Gene Ontology annotation, molecular function: RNA polymerase II transcription regulatory region sequence-specific DNA binding; DNA-binding transcription factor activity, RNA polymerase II-specific. Lineage: Eukaryota; Metazoa; Arthropoda; Insecta; Lepidoptera; Crambidae.